This is a messenger RNA of Eubalaena glacialis (North Atlantic right whale), 1890 nucleotides long. RefSeq names its product leucine rich repeat containing 31 (gene LRRC31). The transcript has 12 exons. NCBI's taxonomy places the organism in Eukaryota, Metazoa, Chordata, Mammalia, Artiodactyla, Balaenidae. The record is from RefSeq and is a predicted model, not a curated record.
AUGGUAGUUGGAAAAAAGUCAGAUCUAGUUCCACUUGUUCAUAGGGAGCCGCGAGCAGAGACCUCGCACCCAGCACUUCAGACCAGAGUUCCCAUCGCAAAACGGCAGCACCCGACACCGCAGCCCCAGCCGUGUGCAAAGACGCUGCGCACGACACCUUACUCCAAGAUGGCGGUGGUGGGCUGGAACAAGAGUUCCUCAGAUGGAGAAACUAAACCCCAGACUUCACUUGUCAACAAAUGCAUCAGCGGGUCAAAAUUCAGGUCCCCCAAAGCUGAAAACAGAAAAGAGAGCAAUGACCUUAAAACAACUGAUUUUCGACCUAGCGACGAGACACCAAAACCUAAUGAGUCUGAAACGGCUAAGACUAUCACUUCAGAAAUGGAAUUAAGAUCCAGGAUGGAGGAAAAUGAGCCGUUCCUGCAGAAGCUGGGCAAAAACCCUGUCGACAAGUGUCUAGAUUUGAACAACUGUAGACUAACAACAGCGGACGUGAGGGAGCCAGUUGCUUUGCUGCCUUCUCUCCCAGACUUGGAAAAACUGGAUAUUUCCUGGAAUGAUUUCAUAGGCAGAACCCUCCAUUUACUCAUGCAGCAAAUGCAUCUUGUCAGCAAGUUAAAAAUCCUGAGGCUGGGUAGUUGCAGACUUACUGCUGAUGAUAUUCGAGCACUGGGAGAAGCACUUAAAGCGCUGCCUGAACUUGAGUUGAAUUUGUCCUGGAACAGUAAAGUGGGAGGAAACUUGCCUCUGAUCCUCCAGACAUUCCGAGAAGGAAGCAAGAAACAAAUGCUUGAGCUUGUGGACUCUGCCCUCACGUCAGAAGAUGGGGCGUUUGUGGGUCACUUGCUCCUUAGGCUGCAAAACCUUGAAGUACUUGAUCUUUCUAUUAACAGAAACAAUGAUGGCAGUCUCAACAGUAUUGCUCAGGGAUUAAAAAGUACCUUAAAUCUGAAAGUCUUGAAGUUACAUUCAUGUGGAUUAUCACAAAAGAGUGUCAAACUACUGGAUGCUGCUUUUAGAUACUUGUGUGAGCUGAGGACACUAGACCUUUCCUGCAACAAGGAGAUGAGUGGAGGGUUUGAAGACUCCCCGGGGCUGGCCACGCUCAAGCACCUGGAGGGGCUGGAUCUUCACCAGUGCUCGCUGGCGGCUGACGACAUGGUGUCGCUGACCCAGGUUAUCCCUUUUCUCUCGAGUUUUCAAGAAUUGGAUUUAUCUGCCAACAGAAAGAUGGGCAGCUCUUCUGAAAACCUACUCAGCAGGCUCCGAUUUUUACCAGCAGUGAAGUCAUUGUUAAUCAACAGCUGUGCUUUGGAAAGUGAGACUUUUACUGCCCUGGCUGAAGCCUCCAUUCUCCUCCCUGCUCUGGAAAUAGUCAACCUUUCUUGGAAUAAGUGUGUUGGCAGCAACCUAAAGCUGCUCCUGGAAACGCUAAAGCUUUCAACGUCCCUUCAGGUGCUGAGGCUGAGCAGCUGUUCCCUGGUGACAGAGGACGUGGCUCUUCUGGCAUAGGUAAUCCAGACAGGUCACCUGGCCAGGCUGCGGAAGCUGGACCUGAGCUAUAAUGAUAGCAUCUAUGAUGCAGAAUGGACCAUCUUCUGCCAAAACCUGUGGCUCCUCAAAGAGUUAACCGAGCUGGAUAUUAGCCUUCAGCCAUCAGCUUUUCGGGAGUGUGGACAAUGGUUUAGACACUUGUUAUGUGCCGUGACCAAACUUCCUGAGAUCACCGAGAUAGGAAUGAAGAGGUGGGUCCUCCCAGCCUCACAGGAGGAAGAACUAGAAGGCUUUGACCAAGAUCACAGAAGCAGCGUUCACUUUGACCAUGGUGGGUUUCAGUAAGCUGACUUCCCAAGGCUCAACUAAGCUACACACCAUCCUAAGGGGGAGGAA